Neurospora crassa OR74A is the source of this 5949-nucleotide messenger RNA. RefSeq lists its product as hypothetical. The transcript has a single exon. NCBI's taxonomy places the organism in Eukaryota, Fungi, Ascomycota, Sordariomycetes, Sordariales, Sordariaceae. The record is from RefSeq and is a predicted model, not a curated record. Bases 75 to 5729 code for a protein of 1884 amino acids.
CCUCGAAAUCAUCUUCUUUCACCUUGUGAUCAAGUCUAGCGACACACACACAAGCUUUCCUCAUAUUCUCCAAGAUGGCUCCAUCUGGACGGAAGAAAGGCAAGGAGGUUGACCGGUCACCUACGAGCAUCUUGAAGCAUGGCGACUACACGGUCUCCCUCACCAGCUGGCUUGCUGGUGGCCCUGUAGUCCUGGGCAAGAAGCCUCGUCGGGUCAUCGACCUCAAAGUUGAGCGCGAUCGCAAGUCCGAAACGUCGGACCAAUCUCUGGUCCUGGCCAAGAAGGACCAUGAUGCAGCUGCCUCCGACAUGGAGGUUGGCACUUCGGGAUCCGAAGGAGCCCUCACGCACACCUCGAGACAACGCCGAGGAACUGAAGGGUCUUCCCAACCAGCUGUAAGCUCAAAGCCAUUCCUCACGUACGAGGAAAAGAGAGUCGAGAAGUUUACUAUUCGGCCUCCGCCUGUGGUCUUCAACACGCCUGAAGACGUCCCUACUGGCUGGCUUGAAGCGAUGUUGAACCAGAGGAAGAAUGGUGAAAGCUCAAAGGCUGUUCCGAAGAAGGCCAUCAGUUAUGAGCAUAACGAUUCAGAGGAUUACGAAGCUGGCUACGACUCUCCCCCUCACAACAAAUCAAAAUUACUGCCAAAGAAGUCAUCGAGUACCUCCAGGAGAGCAUCAGAAAUUCGUAUCGAAACCAAGUCGUCAUCAAAGAAGGGUACUCGAAAAGUCAAAGUCAUAACUGCUGAUGCAACAGAUGAGUCAGACGAGUCUUUAUCGGAUGUCGAGUCACGUCGUCCUAUGAAGACGAAGAAGCUUGAACGCCGGAGCGUGAUCAAAGAGAGAAUCAAGAAGAAGAUGCACGUCGAGGUUUCUGACGAGGAGACAGCUGAUAAAGUCACAACUGAUAUUGAGUCGUCAGACAUUGAGUCAACAGAUGUCGAGCCACGUUCCAAAAUGACAUCGAAGAAGAAGUCGAGUACUUCGUCGAAGAAAACAGGAAGUUCAAAAGUCAAGGUCGAGACACGGGGCAGAAAGGGCAAGCAGAAAGUCGUGGUGGAAGCUUCAAGCGAAGAAGAGGAAGAUUCCUCGGUUGAGUCGACGUCGGAAGCUGAGCCGUCUCCCCCGAAGAAAAUCAAGAACAAGAACCGUGUUACCUUUACCGAGACCACACGAAAGGGCAAAAAGAAGACCACCACAGUUGAAUCAUCAGAUGAAGCUGACAUAGCACAUGUCAAACCACGUUCAUCUAAGAAAGCGAAGAAGUCCGAAAUCUGUGUCAAGACCGGCGGGAAAACAAAGGCGAAGAAGGUCACAUUCGAACCCACCGAUGAAGCUGAGACUACUGACGACGCCACAACAGAUGCGGAGCCUACGCCGGCGAAAGCGCAGAAGGGCAAGGGCAAGUCCAAGACCAAGGCAAAGAAGAAGAUUGAAGUCGAAUCACCCGACCCCGAAGAGACAACCGAUGCCGUUACUACUGACGACGCAACUCAAACCGAAGCCGAAACCACCGAUGCAGAUACGACUAUUGCCGAGAAGCCCAAAGGAACUCCAGCAGCAGGUAAAGCCGACAACGACUGGACGCCUUCGCAAGAUGCAAGCAUACUCAGUAUGAAGGAAGGUGGCGAAUCAUGGGCUGACAUUGGCAGCGCCAUUGGCCGAAACAAGAACGAGGUCAAGAAACGGCACCAGGAACUUGUUCGUUCAGGCGCUGCUCACGUCAAUAAGGGCAAUCAGAGCAAGGCAUACAAGGCACAGAACAAGAAGAACAAGAACAACGAAGCCGGUCCCAGCCAUGCCUCUGUUGCGGACGACACUAUGGGAUUUGGCGAACUUCCUGGCUUUGGCUUUGAUGCAGAUCAAGACAACAACAAUAACAAUAACAAUGACAACAACAACAACAACAACAACAACAAUGGUGAUGGCUGGAGUGGUGGUGGUGAUCAGAACAACAGCAACAAUGAGACCAACAACAACAACAACAACAACAACAACAACAACACCGAUAACAACGGCGGUGAUGGCGAAGGUGCAUGGGGAGGUGGAAACCAGAACGACAACAAUGGCGGUGGAGAUGUUGGCCCUGGAUUUGAUACCCCUGCUUGGGGUGCAGACUGUACCGGAGGCGGAGAUCAAGAUACCAAUAACAAUAACAACGGCAACAACGACACUAACAACAACGGCUUUGGCGAUGCGGGUUGGGGCGGCGGAGACCAGGAGAACAACGGAGGUGGUAAUGUCGGUCCGGGAGGCGACAAGCCGCCGAGCAACUCGGGUUCCAAGAAUGGUUCAAACCAAGGUAAACCGCCUAGCAACAAACCGCCCAGCAACAAACCGCCCAGCAACAACGGCGGCUGCGGUUCAGGCUCGAACAAUGGUAACAGGCCGCCCAGCAACAGUGGUAACUGGGGUCAAAAUUCGAACCAAGGCAACAACGGCAAUAACAAACCAACCAGCAAUAGUGGUGGUGACUGGAACAAUGGAGGCUCCAACCAGGGCAACAAACCUCCUAGCAACAAUGGUCAGGGAGGAAGCGCAAACCAAGGGAAUAAGCCUCCCAGUAACAGCGGCAACAAUGGCUGGGGCGGAGGUUCGAACCAGGGGAAUAAACCUCCUAGUAACAGCGGCAACAAUGGCUGGAGUGGAGGUUCAAACCAGGGAAAUAAGCCUCCUAGUAACAGCGGCAACAAUGGCUGGAGCGGAGGUUCAAACCAGGGGAACAACAACAACAGACCACCCAGCAACAGCGGUGGCGGCUGGAACAAUGGAGGUUCGAACCAAGGUGACAAUAAACCACCCAGCAACAAGCCGCCCAGCAACAAUGGCGGCUGCGGUUCAGGCUCGAACAGCGGCAACAGGCCGCCUAGCAACAAGCCGCCCAGCUACAACGGCGAUUGGGGUUCAGGUUCAAAUCAGGGGAAGAACAACAACAAUAACACCAAGCCUCCCAGCAACAACGGCGGUUGUAAUACCGGUGGUUCAAAUUACGGCGGCAGCAACAACAAGCCUCCGAGCAACAGUGGUAGAGGCGAAGGCUCUAACCAAGGCAACAAGCCGCCCAGCAACAACGGCGACUGGGGUAACGCAGGUCCAACUCAAAACAACAAUGGGGGUUGGGGCUCAGGUUCGAAUCAGGGUAAUAAGCCUCCCAGUAACAGCGGCGGUUGGGAAAACGGGGGCUCGAACCAAGGCAACAAGCCGCCUAGCAACAACGGUAAUUGGAGUUCAAGUUCAAAUCAGGUGAACAACAGCAACGUCAAGCCUCCCUCCAAUGCAGGCUCUGCCAGAGGUUCAAACUACGGCAAGCCACCCAGCAACAAUGGAGGUUGGGGUUCAGGUUCCAACAGCGGCAACAAACCACCCAGCAACAACGGCAAUUGGGGCGGAGAUUCUAACCAGGGCAGCAAGCCUCCCAGCGACAGCGGAGGUUGGAAUAACGGAGGUUCUAACCAAGGAGGCAGGCCGCCUAGCAACACUGGAGGCUGGGGUUCAAGUUCGAAUCAUGGGAACAACAACAAUACCAAGCCUCCUAGCAACAGUGGCUGGGGCGGAGGUUCAAAUCACGGCAAGCCUCCUAGCAAUGGCGGAGGAUGGGAUUCAGGUUCGCACAAUGGCAACAAGCCGCCUAGCAACAAUGGCUCAAACCGUGGGGGCGGCUCUCAACAGGGCGACGAGAAGGCCAAGUCUGUGGAAAAAGAGCUGAGUAUGAAGGAUCAGGAGAUCAAAGAUCUGAAAGAACGAGUCAGUGCGGAGAAGAUGCAGCGCUUAGAGGCGGAAGUUUUUGCUUUGAGAAUACAGAACAGGGCUAACAGGUUGAACCAGAACAAGCAACCCGAGGACGGUAUGGGUUGGAACACAGGUGGUAGCGACAACAACUGGAGGCCGCCUUCAGCUGCAGGUUCGACUAAAAGCAAUCAACCACCCGACAACAACACAGGUUGGAAAUCCGGGCCAGGCUCCGACCAGGAAUGGAGUGUUGCCCCAAACCCAGGCUACAAACCGCCAAGCAACUCGGGCUGGGUUCCCAAGAAUUUUGUUCCGCCUCAGGGCAGCAAGCCCCCCAGCAACACUGCGCCCCCCGGCAGUCCCGAUGGUUGGAUUUACGGUUCACCCACAGAAAGCGAACGGGGCCGCAUGGCCAAGCGAGUGGAGGCUUGGAAGGGAUCGAUCAGUUCACCCAAAGAAGAAGGACGUUGGGGUACGCCCGACGGCGGCUGGCAUGCCACUCCGGCCACAGAUUCCCGCCCACGUGAGAUUGCGCCCGACAACACCAGGGGUCGAAGCCCUGCCGCCAGAUCUACUUCUGCCAAAGAUUGGAAGCAAGGAUUAACUCGUGUCGAUGAAGAACCAGACAUCGGUUAUGAUAUGUGGAAGAAACCUCCCAGCAACAACGGAAAGCCGGACAGCAAUGCCGGCCGCAACUCACCUGGUAACUUCAACAACAAGCCAUCCGGAGAGCAAUAUGGUUGGAACUCUGGUCCUGAUGCUGUGGCUGGAACUGGAACUGGUUGGGGUGGAGGCUCAGAUCGAGUCUCAACCCCAAGCUUCAAACACCCGGCGAAGGAUGAGUGGACUGGAGGCACAAAAGGGAAUGAUAAGCCGCCUAGUAACAAACCUCCCAGUAACAAGCCGCCCAGCAAUAACGGAGAUUGGACUCCUGGACUCGGAGCUGCCACUGGCUGGAAGGCAGAUUGCACCAAGCCGCCGAGCGACAGUGGCUGGGGCGGAGGUUCAAACCAAGGCAAGGACAACAACAAGCCUCCCAGCAACGCAGGCUCCGCGAGAGGUUCGAACUAUGGCAAACCUCCCAGCAACAACGGAGGCUGGAAUUACGCCCCGAUCGGAGGAACUUCGAAGAACGACAACAGCAACAACAAGGCAACCGGCGGUAAUGACAGCCUCACAGCCUUUCUUCAGAACCCUCCCCCGUGGGGCGCGGACUGUACCGGUCCCUGGGAUAGCAACAAACCGGCCAACAACAAAGCCGACAAGGGAGACGUCCAGAACGCCCUUAACAUUCACACGGUCAGAGACCUACCCGGCUACAAUGGAGAUGUAGCACCCAUGGGCCUCUCGGGCUUUCCUCCCGUUGUUGAACAUUAUGCGCCAGUUCCAGUUCCUCCUGUCACUCCAGGCCCUCCAGGUCGCUACCCUUCAACCCCUUACUCAGCCACCCCUCACCCACCUGGCUACCCCCCCAAGAGUGACGCACAAACUACCCUUCUCCCACUUUACAACAACCCACCUCCUCAGGCCCAAUACCCUUCCCACGACGCGCCCUGGAACUCCACCAGCUGGGACACCAAACCUGCCCUCACCACGAAGCCGCCCGGUGGCCCGUCAUCAUACCAACCCGGCCAACGUAGCGCGCAGUGCAAAACCCUCUCCGAGGAAGACCUCCGAUCCCUGUACAAACAGGUCGUCUUCAGCGCCAUGUCCUCUCGCCAGCCCCUUCUCCAACCCAAGCCUGACCGCAAUUUCACCUUGAGAGACUGCUGGGUGCUGAUCGCUUUGAGCGAGCAGUAUGAUCAUUCUUCGGCCUCGAAGGAGAAGUGGUUCGAGCUGCAAGCUAAAUUUGCGAGUGCCACGGGUCGGAUCGUUGAUGCGAAGCUGCUGAGACAGAAGGUGAAGCAGGGGGAGAAGGAGGCGAAAGUGGUGGAGGGGUGGGAGGAUGACGAGGUUGGAUGGCGGUAUAAGAAGAAGUGGGAGAUGGAGACUGCUUGGUGAGAAAGGAGGAGAGAAAAGGGUGGAGAGAUGGUUGGUGAGGGAGUAUGAGUAAGUUGAGAGAGGAGGAAAUAUCAGGUUUUUGUUGAGUAAUUUGCAAGUUGGAACUUGGUUGGAAGGAUCUACGAGGGACCUCAUGUACUUGUAGCGCAGAGGUAGUCGUCAGAUGAACAAGUCUUGCGAAAGGAAGCUGCAUCCGAAAUAAAGAAGAUUGAUUUCUAAG